Messenger RNA from Acanthamoeba castellanii str. Neff, 819 nucleotides. RefSeq names its product 3oxo-5-alpha-steroid 4-dehydrogenase 1, putative. The transcript has 4 exons. Bases 1 to 819 code for a protein of 272 amino acids. Lineage: Eukaryota; Discosea; Longamoebia; Acanthamoebidae. Gene Ontology annotation, molecular function: 3-oxo-5-alpha-steroid 4-dehydrogenase activity. Gene Ontology annotation, biological process: steroid biosynthetic process. Gene Ontology annotation, cellular component: membrane. The record is from RefSeq and is a predicted model, not a curated record.
AUGGCGGCAGAGGCUGCGAGUGGACCGGUGAUGGUGCCGUGGUUGGGCAUAGAUGAAGAGACGUUCCUGCAGUGGGCAGGCUACAUUAUGAUCGGCAGUGGCUUGGUCACCUUUGUGGCGUCGCAGGCCACCCGCGCGCCGUACGGCCGCUACAGUCACGAGGCGGGCAACAUGUACGGCCCGCCCGUACCGGCCCGCCUCGCCUGGAUGCUUCAGGAGUGCCCCUCCGUCUUCGUUCCCCUCAUCUGCCUCCUCUUCGGAAGCGAGGCAAGCCUGGCAGGGCUCGUGAACUGCGUGCUGGUGGGUCUGUUUUUGGUGCACUACAUCCAGCGAUCGUUCGUGUUCCCCUUCCUCAUACGCGGAGGCAAGCCCACCCCGGCCGUCCUCGUCCUCAUGGCCUUUGUCUUCUGCCUCGGCAACGGCUACAUGCAGGGACGCUACCACACGCGCUACGCGGUGUAUGCCGACGACUGGGUCUACGAUCCGCGAUUCAUCGUGGGCAUCGUCCUCUUCUUCGCUGGCAUGUUCAUCAACAUCCAAGCCGACUCCAUUCUCCGCAAUCUUCGUAAGCCUGGCGAGACGGCGUACAAGAUCCCGAGGGGAGGCAUGUUCGAGUACGUGUCGGGCGCCAACUUCUUUGGCGAGAUCCUCGAGUGGACGGGCUUCGCGCUGGCCUCGUGGUCGGUGGUGGCCUUCGCCUUCGCCUUCUUCACCUUCAGCAACACGGGUCCGCGCGGCGUGCAGCAUCACCAGUGGUACCAGAAGAAGUUCAACGACUACCCCAAGACACGCAAGGGUGUCAUCCCGUUCGUGUGGUGA